This is a messenger RNA of Effrenium voratum, 830 nucleotides long. NCBI's taxonomy places the organism in Eukaryota, Dinophyceae, Suessiales, Symbiodiniaceae. The record is from the annotation of a GenBank genome assembly.
UGGUGGCGUCACCUGUUUGGCUCUUUCAAUGCGUAGGGAACUCUACGCUUUGCCACAGCAUUGUUUCCCGUAGCUUGCUUCCGGCCAUGGGGGGCGCCAUCAGCAAGAUAGGGAAGGCCAAGAAACUGUCCAACCUGCUAUCGGGCAGGAGCAAGAAAGAUAGAGACAAGUUCGACCGCGCCUUUGCUAAGUACCCUCCAACUCCCUCGCGUACCUGGGGCUUUCAGGCCAACACCAACGCUAUCUAUGCGAAUGACAGCUGGGCUUCAACGCAGAAGCGCAUCCGCAUGAGCGACAUCAACCGAUUCCUUGGCAUGAAGCCCUACCCUGGCAAGCCCUCACAGGGUGUCAUCCACCCUGGGUGGUACAACCUCGUGUGGGGGAACCCGGAGGAGCACUGGUGGUCCGACGCGGAGGAUCAGAACUACAACCUGCAGUUCUCGAAGCAGCAGCACCACGACAUGGGCCCGAAGGGCGUGCUGAUAGCCCUGGCCUGUACGGCGCUGGCCGCAGGGGCCAGAGCCUCCAGAGCUCACCGGAACCGAAAGCAGAUUGGCUGGGGCAAGUUCCUGUGAGACUCCGUGCGAUUGUGCGGGCUUGGUGUUUCGGUUCCUUGACGGCAGUUUGUAAGUGGUCCAGCCGUGAGUUUGGACAUGGGCGUGGAUGGCAGCUCACGGAAUUUGCACCAGGCUUACGGUUUUCUUCCUCGGCGAUCGACCAGUGAGCUUAGAAGUUAGCAGCGGCCGUUGCAAGAAGCAACUGGGCAUGUGACUGCAUGUCAUGGUCUCAGCUCCGCUGGCCACGUUGGAGCCCCCGCCAACGACGUCCGG